GGCGGGGCGGGGAGGCGCCGGAGCGCGCUGGUGCUGAUGCAGGAUGGCUGAGCUCGCAGGAGCCCGGGAGGUCUGAGCCGGGAGAGGCUUGCUCCCUGCGCAUCGCCUCGUCCGCCCGCCGCGUGGUCCUGGGCAGGUGGUCCCGGGACGCAGCGCAGGGCCAGGGCAGGGCCAGGGAAGGCAGGUGUGCAGCCGGACGGGCCAAAGGUUGAUAGACUGCCCACCCACCAGGUCUCGGAGCGGCCAGAGCUGCCCAGCCCGCCGAGUUCGCGAUGACCUGCUGAGAAGCUUCGUCGGAGGCUGCGGGAGGCGGCCUCGUUGCGGGCGGUGCGGUUCUCGACCACCUCCCUAGUUGUGCGGAUCCCCGUCCCCCCGCCCAUCCCCGCGCCCCUUCCCUCUGCCGCCGGCAGAGAUGGCGGAUCCAGCCGAAUGCAGCAUCAAAGUGAUGUGCCGGUUCCGGCCACUCAACGAAGCUGAGAUCCUCCGCGGGGACAAAUUCAUCCCCAAAUUUAAAGGCGAUGAGACCGUGGUGAUCGGGGUAAGAAAGCCAUAUGUCUUCGACAGAGUGCUGCCUCCCACCACGACCCAAGAGCAGGUUUACAACGCGUGUGCAAAGCAAAUUGUCAAAGAUGUCCUUGAGGGUUAUAAUGGGACAAUUUUUGCGUAUGGACAGACAUCAUCAGGAAAAACGCACACCAUGGAGGGGAAGCUACAUGACCCUCAACUCAUGGGCAUCAUCCCAAGGAUCGCACACGACAUCUUUGACCACAUCUAUUCCAUGGACGAGAACCUGGAGUUCCACAUCAAGGUUUCCUAUUUUGAAAUCUACCUGGACAAAAUCAGGGACUUACUCGAUGUAUCCAAGACAAACUUGGCUGUUCAUGAAGAUAAAAACAGAGUCCCGUACGUAAAGGGGUGCACCGAGCGGUUUGUGUCAAGCCCCGAGGAGGUCAUGGACGUGAUAGAUGAAGGCAAAGCAAACCGCCACGUGGCUGUAACGAACAUGAAUGAACACAGCUCUAGAAGUCACAGUAUCUUCCUGAUUAAUAUUAAACAAGAGAAUGUAGAGACUGAAAAAAAACUCAGUGGGAAGCUGUAUCUAGUUGAUUUGGCUGGGAGCGAAAAGGUCAGCAAAACUGGUGCCGAGGGAGCUGUUCUCGACGAAGCUAAAAAUAUCAAUAAGUCUUUGUCUGCUCUUGGAAACGUGAUCUCUGCCUUGGCAGAAGGGACAAAAACACACGUGCCAUACCGGGACAGCAAGAUGACUCGGAUUCUUCAGGACUCUCUGGGCGGGAACUGUAGAACCACCAUCGUUAUUUGCUGUUCUCCCUCGGUAUUCAAUGAAGCUGAGACCAAGUCAACGCUAAUGUUUGGACAAAGGGCUAAGACCAUCAAGAAUACAGUCUCUGUGAACCUGGAGCUGACAGCGGAAGAAUGGAAGAAGAAAUAUGAAAAAGAGAAAGAGAAAAACAAGACUUUGAAGAAUGUUCUCCAGCAUCUGGAGAUGGAGCUAAACAGGUGGAGAAAUGGAGAAGCUGUGCCUGAGGAUGAACAGAUCAGUGCUAAGGACCAGAAGUCCCUGGAGCCCUGUGAUAACACCCCCGUCAUAGACAACAUUGUUCCUGUGGUUGCUGGCAUCUCUGCAGAGGAGAAGUAUGAUGAGGAGAUCUCCAGCCUCUACCGACAACUGGAUGAUAAGGAUGAUGAAAUUAACCAGCAGAGCCAGCUGGCUGAAAAGCUAAAGCAACAGAUGUUGGAUCAGGAUGAGCUUUUAGCUUCUACAAGAAGAGACUAUGAGAAGAUUCAGGAGGAGCUGACACGUCUCCAGAUUGAAAAUGAGGCAGCCAAAGAUGAGGUGAAAGAAGUUCUCCAGGCCCUGGAGGAGCUGGCUGUCAAUUACGACCAGAAGUCACAGGAAGUGGAGGACAAGACCAGGGCCAAUGAGCAGCUGACAGAUGAGCUGGCCCAGAAAACGACUACAUUGACAACCACACAAAGAGAGCUGAGCCAGCUGCAAGAGCUUAGCAAUCACCAGAAAAAGAGGGCUACUGAGAUCCUGAAUUUGCUGCUGAAGGAUCUGGGGGAGAUAGGAGGAAUUAUUGGCACCAAUGAUGUGAAGACUCCUAAUGUGAAUGGAGUCAUUGAGGAGGAAUUCACCAUGGCCCGGCUGUACAUCAGCAAGAUGAAGUCGGAGGUUAAAUCUCUGGUGAACCGCAGUAAACAGCUCGAGAGCGCCCAGAUGGACUCCAACAGGAAGAUGAAUGCCAGUGAGCGGGAGCUGGCAGCCUGCCAGCUGCUCAUCUCCCAGCAUGAAGCCAAGAUCAAAUCCCUGACAGACUACAUGCAGAACAUGGAGCAGAAGAGGAGGCAGCUGGAAGAGUCCCAAGACUCGCUCAGUGAAGAGCUGGCCAAGCUCCGAGCCCAGGAAAAAAUGCAUGAAGUCAGCUUCCAGGAUAAAGAAAAGGAACAUCUGACCCGGCUGCAGGAUGCUGAGGAAAUGAAGAAGGCGCUGGAGCAGCAGAUGGAGAGCCACCGGGAAGCUCAUCAGAAGCAGCUGUCCAGACUCCGAGAUGAAAUCGAGGAGAAGCAGAAAAUCAUCGAUGAGAUUCGGGAUUUGAAUCAGAAACUGCAACUGCAGCAGGAGAAGCUCAGUUCUGAUUAUAGCAAGCUGAAAAUAGAGGACCAAGAGAGAGAAAUGAAACUGGAAAAACUCUUAUUGCUCAAUGAUAAAAGAGAACAAGCCAGAGAGGACCUCAAAGGGCUGGAGGAGACAGUGUCUCGAGAGCUACAGACUCUGCACAACCUCCGUAAACUCUUCGUCCAGGAUCUGACCGCCCGGGUUAAAAAAAGUGUAGAGCUGGACAGCGACGAUGGAGGAGGCAGCGCUGCCCAGAAGCAGAAAAUUUCCUUCCUGGAGAAUAACCUGGAGCAGCUCACUAAGGUCCACAAACAGCUGGUCCGGGACAACGCAGACCUGCGCUGUGAGCUGCCCAAGCUGGAGAAGCGCCUGCGUGCCACAGCCGAGCGCGUCAAGGCACUGGAGAGUGCGCUGAAGGAGGCCAAGGAGAACGCCAUGCGGGACCGCAAGCGCUACCAGCAGGAGGUGGACCGCAUCAAGGAGGCUGUGCGAGCCAAGAACAUGGCCAGGAGGGCCCACUCGGCCCAGAUCGCCAAGCCCAUCCGCCCUGGACACUACCCAGCAUCGUCUCCAACGGCCGUCCACGCCAUCCGAGGGGGAGGAGGCAGCUCUUCAAACUCCACUCACUACCAGAAAUAAACACGAAAUAUGACUCUCCACGUAGCAUGUCAAGGACUACAUUAAUCACCAAUUCCUUUACUUUUUUUCCCUCCUACACAAUUCCAUUUUCUUUUACACUUGCUCACCCCAGCCAUCUGCAGUACACCAGUUUCAGAUAUUUGAGCUGUGUAGAGUUUCUGUGUACAGAUGUGUGCUUGGACUUUUCUCUUCCCGAGAAAUCUGAAGGGGGCGAUUACAGAAGAUCCACUUACUCCUGGGAUCUGUUGCUGUGGCCCCGGGCUCGGGGCAUUGGGUGGUCCCUGGGUGGUCCUUGGAGACUCCUUCUCUGCAGCCACGUCCCAGCAAAUACCAUUCCCUGGAGGGGAACAACCAAGUGCCGUGGAGGCAGCAGCUUCUGCUUCGCCGCCGCAACUGUCUGGUUUCCUGUAAAAUAAACACAUUACUUUAUAUUUUUAGGGAACACAAAA
Messenger RNA from Lipotes vexillifer (Yangtze River dolphin), 3726 nucleotides. It is a transcript of the gene KIF5C, whose product is annotated as kinesin family member 5C. Gene Ontology annotation, biological process: microtubule-based movement. The transcript is spliced from 27 exons. Bases 413 to 3277 code for a protein of 954 amino acids. Gene Ontology annotation, molecular function: microtubule binding; ATP binding; microtubule motor activity. Lineage: Eukaryota; Metazoa; Chordata; Mammalia; Artiodactyla; Lipotidae. The record is from RefSeq and is a predicted model, not a curated record.